AUGUCUUGGCUUGGUGCUGCCCCCCUCAAGAAGUUCCCGGCGCCAGUCCUGAAGCCCAUGGCUCCCUUCUUCGCGGCCGGUCUGGUUAUCCUAUACGGAGUGAACGCCGCGCAAACAUCCAUGAUGAAGUCCGACGAGUGGAAGAACGACCCGCGCAACCCGAACGCCAAGGCUGGUCACUAA
Anthostomella pinea is the source of this 183-nucleotide messenger RNA. NCBI's taxonomy places the organism in Eukaryota, Fungi, Ascomycota, Sordariomycetes, Xylariales, Xylariaceae. The record is from the annotation of a GenBank genome assembly.